Molecule: messenger RNA, 3629 nt
Organism: Ictidomys tridecemlineatus (thirteen-lined ground squirrel)
Lineage: Eukaryota; Metazoa; Chordata; Mammalia; Rodentia; Sciuridae
Gene: Ighmbp2
Product: immunoglobulin mu DNA binding protein 2
Cellular component (GO): nucleus; cytoplasm
Molecular function (GO): 5'-3' DNA helicase activity; ATP hydrolysis activity; zinc ion binding
Source: RefSeq, a predicted model, not a curated record
GGCAGCGGGUCCGUGGCGGUGCGGCCAUGGCUUCGGCCACUGUGGAGAGGUUCGUGACCAAGCAGCUGGACUUGCUGGAACUGGAGAGGAACGCGGAGGUGGAGGAGCGCAGGUCCUGGCAGGAGAGCAUCUCUCUGAAGGAGCUCCAGAGCCGGGGCGUGUGUCUGCUGAAGCUGCAAGUGUCCAGCCAGCGCACGGGGCUGUACGGACGGCUGCUGGUCACCCUGGAGCCCAGGAGGGGUGGCUCUGCCGGGGUGCUUCCCAGCAACAGCUUCACUUCUGGUGACAUUGUGGGUCUGUAUGGUGCUGCCCACGAAGGUGGUCAGCUGGCCUCUGGGAUCCUGACCCGUAUCACCCAGAAGUCUGUCACGGUGGCCUUUGACGAGUCCCAGGACCUCCAGUUGGACUUGGAUCGAGAGAGUUCCUACAGGCUGCUGAAGCUCGCCAAUGACGUCACGUACAAGCGGCUGAAGGCGGCUCUGGUGGCUCUGAAGAAGUUCCACUCGGGGCCGGCGUCCCCGCUCAUAGAGCUGAUCUUCCACGGAUCCGCCCCCAGCCCUGCCGGUGACAUAGGCCCCCUGGUGCUCUUCAAUGCCGCCCUGGACCCCUCCCAGAAGGAAGCCGUCUUGUUUGCGCUGUCCCAGAAAGAGCUCGCCAUCAUCCACGGACCGCCGGGCACUGGGAAAACCACGACCUUGGUCGAGAUCAUCCUGCAGGCUGUGAAGCAGGGCCUGAAGGUUCUGUGCUGUGCCCCCUCGAACAUCGCGGUGGACAAUCUGGUGGAGCGUCUGGCCCGCUGGAAGCAGCGGAUCCUGCGCCUGGGGCACCCUGCCCGCCUGCUGGAGUCCAUUCAGCAGCACUCUCUGGACGCGGUGUUGGCGCGGAGCGAUAGCACCCAGAUCGUCGCAGACAUCAGGAAGGACAUCGACCGGAUCCUGGUAAAAAACAGAAAGACCCAGGACAAGAGAGAGAGGGGUAAUUUUUGGAAUGAAAUCAAGCUGCUAAGGAAGGAGCUGAAGCAGCGGGAAGAGGCCGCCAUGGUGGAGAGCCUCACGCAGGCCAGUGUGGUCCUGGCCACCAACACAGGAGCUUCUGCCGACGGCCCCCUGAGGCUGCUGCCCGAGGGCUGCUUUGACGUGGUGGUCGUGGACGAGUGUGCCCAGGCCCUCGAGGCCAGCUGCUGGAUCCCCCUGCUGAAGGCCAGGAAGUGCGUCCUGGCCGGAGACCACAGGCAGCUGCCGCCCACGGUAGUCUCUCACAAGGCCGCGCAGGCUGGGCUGUCCCGCAGCCUGAUGGAGCGCCUGGCUGAGGAGCAGGGGGCGAGCGCAGUGCGGAUGCUGACCGUGCAGUACCGCAUGCACCAGGCCAUCAUGCGCUGGGCCUCCGAGGUCAUGUACGGCGGGCAGCUCGAAGCCCACCCCUCCGUGGCCGGCCACCUCCUGAGGGACCUCCCAGGCGUGGCGGCCACGGAGGAGACGGGCAUCCCUCUGCUGCUUGUGGACACUGCCGGCUGUGGGCUGCUGGAGCUGGAGGACGAUGACGAGCAGUCGAGGGGGAACCCAGGUGAAGUCCGCCUCGUCACCCUCCACGUGCAGGCUCUGGUGGAUGCUGGCGUCCAGGCAGGGGACAUUGCUGUCAUCACGCCUUACAACCUCCAGGUGGACCUGCUCAGGCAGAGCCUCGCGCCCAGGCACCCGGAGCUGGAGAUCAGGUCUGUGGAUGGCUUCCAGGGCCGCGAGAAGGAGGCGGUGGUGCUGUCCCUCGUCAGGUCCAAUAGGAAAGGUGAAGUGGGCUUCCUGGCCGAAGACCGGCGGAUCAACGUGGCCGUCACCCGCGCACGGCGCCACGUGGCUGUGGUCUGCGAUUCCCGGACCGUCCACAACCACGCCUUUCUGAAGACCUUGGUGGACCAUUUCACAGAGCACGGGGAGGUGCGCACGGCCUUCGAGUACCUCGACGACAUCGUCCCCGAAAACUAUUCCCACGAGGGUUCCCAGAGCCACAGCCAGGCUGCGAAGGCCCGGGGCCCUGCCUCAGCCAGGCCACCUGGACGCCCACCAGGUGGGCGGCAGAAGGGAGGCCCACAAGCUGCCAGCCGCUGGAGGCGGGGCCCGAAGCCUGGGGGCCCUGAAGCCUGUCCCCAGCCCCACCUCAACGGUGAGGACCCGGGGGCAGCAGGAGGCACAGGGGCCACGGCGCUCUUCAGGGCCACGAUCAUGGAGUUCCUGGGCGGCGAGGAGACGCAGCUGGAGUUCCCCGCCUCCCUGAGCUCUCACGACCGGCUGCGCGUCCACCAGAUAGCCGAGGAGCUCGGCCUGUGGCACGAGAGCUCCGGGGAGGGCAGGGCGCGGCGAGUCACCCUGCGCAAGGCGGGGGCUGGCCGCAGAGCCCCCCAGCCCGCCUCCCAAACAGAGCAGCCCCCCGGGCAGCCGCACAGCCAGGUUCAGCCGGAUCUGAAGGCGCUGUCCCUGGAGAGUCCCCCCCUGGAGAAGAGUGGCCACGAGCAGCCAGCCAGGAAGGCGCCACCAGCCGGGAAGGUGCCACCAGCCAGGAAGGCGCCACCAGCCGGGGAGGGGCCACCAGCCGGGAAGGGGCCACCAGCCGGGGAGGGGCCACCAGCCGGGGAGGGGCCACCAGCCGGGAAGGGGCCACCAGCCGGGGAGGCGCCACCAGCCGGGGAGGGGCCACCAGCUGGGAAGGGGCCACCAGCCGUGGGCGUGGGGCUGCCGAAGGCUCCAGACAAGAGGAAGAAGAAGGGACGUGCGGCCCCAGCGGCUCCUGCCGAGGAGGACCUUGACGCCCUGCUGUCGGCUGCCAUGAAGGCCGAUAGAACCUGUGCCUUUGCCAAGUGCUCGGCCAGCGUCGUGACCCUCGGCCAGCUCUGCCAGCUUUGUGGCCACCGCUACUGCCUCAGCCACCACCUGCCCGAGGUUCACGGCUGUGGCGAGAAGGCUCGUGCCCACGCCCGGCAGAGAAUCAGCCGCGAAGGCGUCCUCUAUGCAGGCAGCGGGACCAAGGACAGGUCCCUGGAUCCAGCCAAGAGGGCUCAGCUGCAGAGCAAGCUGGACAGGAAGCUGGGCGAGCUCAGCAGCCAGAGGACGAGCAGGAGGAAGGAGAGGGGCACGUGACCCGACCUGCCCCAGGAGAGCCUGCGCGGGCCCACGCUGCGUCCCCAGGCUGGCUGUGACCUGGGGCAGGGCUGGGACAGCAGCAUGUCCCUGAUGAGUGGCUUGGACCUCGAGCUGUCAGCUGCAGAGCUGGGGAGGCUGCUGAGGUGGGUCCUGUCAGCCGCUGGCCAGGGCCUUCCUCCUGGCUCUGUUCCUUGUGCCUGCAGCGACCCUCGUCCCUUGGGGCCCCUGUCUGUCAGGAAGGCUCCUGGCCUGCUCCUGCCCUUCCUCUCGCUGGGCUUGGGGACUAGGUGAAAUGGCUUCUCCCAGUUGACGGUCCCGGAGGAGUGUCCCAGACCACCUGUGUGGCCGAUGCCCGCUCCAGGCCUGCUCUGAGCGCGCUCCGUUGUUCUCUGCCAUGUACUCUAUUUGCCAGAAUCUCAUUGAUGUCAUUAAGACCCGGGUUUUUGUUUCCGAGGUGUGUAAGUUAUUUAAAGAUGAAAUAAAACCGUGUGCACCGGC